AGUAUCUUUCGAUCCGAACAUUCUUUCUUCCAUAAUAAUAUAUCGUGUCAAAUUAAUUACAAACUUUAGUAAAUUCUUACCAGAAAAUCAGCUAUUACUACGUUAAAUUGAUUCCAUUUCACCGUAUACUUAAAUCAUCGUGCCAUUAAAUAUGGUUUUACAAGAAGAUGUUCAGAGAAAGUUUGAGAUGACCCAAAAGCUAAUGGAGGUUUAUGAAUGGUUAUUGAGUAUGUAUCUGUUGGACUUUUAUGUUGACCACCAAUGGAAUACACUUCCUGAAUCAUGGCGUGAAAGUCUUCAGGCUAUGGAUCCCGAGGAUUUGGGAACCCUUCUAUCAGGUGCACCAAUAAAACAUAUGCUACCAUUAUCUUUUUUAUCAUUAGUUAAAUGUGCCCAAACUCUAAGCAUAUCUCGAAAAAGGAAUAUUAACUGUAAACCUAAAAAUAUUGAAGACUUUCCCCAUUCAGAGAUUGGUAAUAAUCCUAAAUUAACGAAUCUAUUCUUGAAACAUGUGAAAUUAAAGAAAAGGCAUGAGAUAAAUUUAAUGGCUGAGAUUGUCAAUGAAACGGCAAAACUAAGUAAUUGUGGAGCCGUACUGGAUUUUGGUUCUGGCUUGGGGCAUCUCAUGCGGGUUUUGACUUACAAAUAUGAUUUAUAUACAAUGGGUAUUGAAUGUCAGUCGCAAUUAACAGAGCAAGCUAGAACUUUCGACUUGGAACUAGAGUACACAGCAAGGAAGCAUCUGUCAGAAGAGUUAAUGUCUAAACUUAAACGACCUACGCAUUUAAACUUAACUUUAACAUCUUCUGAGCAGUUGCUUCAAUUGCCAUUAACCGCUAAUAUUACAGAGUAUGGCUUAGUCGGUCUUCACCCGUGCGGUGACUUGGGACCGUUGUUGCUUAAACAUUUUGUUACUUGCGAAAAAGUUAAGUUUAUUUGCAUAGUUGGUUGUUGUUAUAUGAAAUUAUCUUGCGAUGCUGAACCUUACGGAUAUCCUAUGAGCGAUUAUGUUAAGAAGUUAGGAAGUAGAUUAUCUUAUAAUAGCAGGGAGAUAGCUUGUCACGCUAUUGAGACAUAUUCCGAACGGUUAUUGAAAGGACAGUAUGAUUAUUUGAAGAUUCAUGCAUUCAGAGCGGCACUGGAGAAAGUGUUGGUGGAACAUGAUCCUGCAUUGAAACAUUCCCCUGUUCGGAGCAUCAAACACUCAAAUACCAUGACUUUUAAAAGUUACUGCUGUGCUGCGCUGUCGCGACUGGACGUUACAUUGUCUGAUAGCGCGUUGUGCGCGGGCGAGGCGUGUUUGUCGCAAUGGCGGCGCGUUGUGCUGCUGUACUCGUUGCGGCUGUUGCUGGCGCCGCUGGUGGAGACUCUCGUGCUGCUCGACAGAAUGCUCUAUGUUCUUGAACAUGGUCUCCAUUGCGAGAUACGGCCCGUCUUUGAUCCGAAGAUAUCGCCCCGCAAUCAUAUUAUUAUCGGUAGAAGAAUGUAGUUCUUUUUUCAUCAAUGCUUCUUUCAUCAAAUAUAAUAUAUGCU
Messenger RNA from Papilio machaon (common yellow swallowtail), 1533 nucleotides. RefSeq names its product methyltransferase-like protein 25B. Lineage: Eukaryota; Metazoa; Arthropoda; Insecta; Lepidoptera; Papilionidae. The transcript has 6 exons. Bases 152 to 1489 code for a protein of 445 amino acids. The record is from RefSeq and is a predicted model, not a curated record.